GCGGUCGGUGGCGGCCCCAGGUGGGUGCGGUGCGCGGGCAUGAAGCGGCAGCGCGACCCCCGACUUUGCAUCUGGACUUCUCUGGUAACGGACCACCUUCUUCUGCCGGCCGGGCCGGGGAGACCGCGUGGCUCAGGGGCUGCGGCGGCCACCGGCCCGGGCGUGGGCGCUUUAGGGCGGUCGGUCACCCGGCUUUCGCGGGCCGCAAGCUCGGAGACGCGCGUGUUCCGCGUUGGCUGCCUGACCCGAAAUGGCGCAACCCCGUCAUCUCCAGCGCGCUGGUCGAAAGUAUCCGAGCCACCCUCGGGGACGGCGGGGCCGAGGCCACCUAGCGGGGGCGGCCUUGGGCGGGGACCCGGAACCGCGGCUGGGCGCUCGCCUCGGAGGGCAAUGUCCCCUCUCCGACCCCGCGGUCCCCACCAGGGCAGCACACCCCGCCCUCUCCCCGCCUCCGCAGGCGCCCAGGGCUCACAGGCUCGGAGCGGCCUCCGCCUCUGCCGGACCACCCAGGGCCGCCCCGCCGGAGAGGCCUCCCCGCCCCCGAGCUCUGGGUCACGCCCGGAAGGCCCGGGGCCCCCGCGUCCGGCCACGCCAUCCGCCCGGCGGCCCCAGGGACUCAGCGCCGGGUUCAGCGCAGGCCCCGCCCAGCACUCCCGCCCCUCCAACUGCCCGGCCCCCGGGACCGCGCCCCCGCCCGCGCUCUCCACGCUCGCACCCUUAUGGGGAGGGCGGCCCGGGGUCCCCCAGCUCCGGGCCGCGGCCCCUCGGCGCGCGUUACCUGGACGUGCGCUGCCCGCAGACUCUGGACGAGCUGGGCCUGGGCGUUGCGCGGCGGAACCGACCCUGCCUGGACCGCAGGCAGCAGCUGACCCCGCGCCACCGGUCUGCGGGCGAGACCUCGGGCGCCGCGGGCUCCUGCCAGCCGGUUCUCCCAAAGGGGUUUUGCUCCCUGGUGCCACAGGAGGCCCCGGAGCCUGCGGCAGGCGGGUUUCUGUGGUCAGAGCCUCCCGGCCGUGGCCUCUGCUGCCAGUCCCCCCCGGUGGUGUGUGCCCAUGCCAAGGGCACAGUGGGUGCCUUGGCCAUCCCUGCCUCUGCCCUGUGCUGCAGCUUGCUGAGCGAGAGCGAGAAGCGGCCCUUCGUGGAGGAGGCAGAGCGGCUUCGCGUGCAGCACAAGAAGGACCACCCCGACUACAAGUACCAGCCACGGCGCAGGAAGAGCACCAAGGCCGGCCAGAGCGACUCGGACUCCGGUGCGGAGCUGGGACCCCACACUGGCGGCGGUGCCGUGUACAAGGCCGAAGCAGGGCUUGGAGAUGCGCACCACCACGGCGACCACACAGCCUGGCCGGCCCCACCCGCCCCACAGAAGCGGCAUUCAUCCCUGAAGCCUGCUCUCCUGUCCCCAGGGCAGACCCACGGGCCGCCCACCCCACCCACCACCCCCAAGACGGAGUUGCAGCAGGCGGGCGCCAAGCCGGAGCUGAAGCUGGAGGGACGCCGGCCGGCAGACAGCGGGCGCCAGAACAUCGAUUUCAGCAACGUGGACAUCUCGGAGCUCAGCAGCGAGGUCAUGGGCACCAUGGAUGCCUUCGACGUCCACGAGUUCGAUCAGUACCUGCCCCUGGGCGGCCCCGCCCCACCCGAGCCCGGCCAGGCCUACGGGGGCGCCUACUUCCACGCCGGGGCGUCCCCCGUGUGGGCCCACAAGAGUGCCCCAUCAGCCUCCGCGUCGCCCACCGAGACGGGUCCCCCACGGCCGCACAUCAAGACGGAGCAGCCGAGCCCCGGCCACUACGGUGACCAGCCCCGAGGCUCGCCCGACUACGGUUCCUGCAGCGGCCAGGCCAGCACUGCCCCGGCCGCCCCCACCGGCCCCUUCACCGGCGCACAGGGUGACUACGGCGACUUGCAGGCCUCCAGCUACUACGGAGCCUACCCUGGCUACGCGCCCGGCCUCUACCAGUACCCCUGCUUCCACUCGCCGCGCCGGCCCUAUGCCUCGCCCCUGCUCAACAGCCUGGCCCUGCCGCCCUCCCACAGCCCCACCAGUCACUGGGACCAGCCGGUGUACACCACCCUGACCAGGCCCUGAGGGCCCGGCUGCAGGGAGGGACUCGCCGGCAUUGGGGGGCAGCCUUGUCCUGGCCUGACAGGAUGGCCCGGCCUCCAAGGCCUCCCAGUGUGUAUGGCCAGGGCAGGCGGGCCGUGGUGGCUGAGCUCCGUCAAGUGCCUGCUGAAGUCUGCAGGGAAAUGUGCUUGCCUCCCGUGGCCCUCGGCCUCCAGAUGGCCACACCUCCGCCAACGGACGAGCUCUCUCUCCCUUCUCUCUUUCUUUUUGAGGUGGCGGGAUGAUUCCACAAAGAAGGGCCGCCGUUUGGUGCCUCUUCUGUGAGGACUGGCGGCAACAGCACCUUCGGUUUGCAUCUCGGUAGAGGAGAAACGGCAGCACAGCCCAAGGACCAAAGGAGGGGGUGGCAGGGGCCUUGCAGGUCGCUCUGAGGUCCAGGCUGGCCUCGGUGCUGAGAACCCCUGCACGCGUGGCCACAUUCCCUCGACGACGGCUGCACGGGCUGUCUGGGAUCCAGGGUGUCUGUCUGCAGACCCUCUGGGACGUGUCUGCUCCAGCAUCUCCGGGACCCGCCUGUCAGAUCUGAGGCGUCUCCUUGCUGGCAGAGUGCGCCCACGCAAGGUCUGGCUGGGAUUAACACAUCUCUCUUUUAUUUUUAUGUUUUUGAUAAUUUUUAUUUUUGAAGCUUAAAUGUGUUUUUUUUGAAAGCUGUUAAAGAUGUAUUUAUGUUCUGUAUUAUUUUAUCUUUAAUUAAUUAGGUAAUUUGGGCAAAGAGUAGAAUUUAAGAGAAAACAGAAGCUGGGAGGCUUCCCUCGAGGGCAGGCAGGAGGUGGGGUUGCAGCUGUUGGCCGGCAUCACAUUGCUCAGCUUCUGGGAGGCCGCCCUGGAAGGCCUGGAGGUCCCAAGGUCCCUGGGAGGACUGGGCCCCUCAUGCCUCCAGCUUGGCAGCUGAAAACCCGAGGGAGGAGAAGGGACUUGCCUUGUGGCAUCUCUGAUCAGGUUGGGGUGCCCAGCACCCAGUAUCAGUUUGGGGUUUAGGAAGCAGGACUCUGUCCCUGCCCACGACUGUGCCACGUGGUAGGACACAUAGGACACAGGAAUUUCUGGGUCCCUGCCCACGACUGUGCCACGUGAUAGGACACAGGACCCAGGAAUUCCUGGGAAGUGGUAGCUUCAGAAGUGAUCUUGGCUCGCAGGCUCCAAUGCCACGUACCAAGCUGUGAAACUAAACCUUCUCCACUAAACGUCGUUAGGGCCUUAGUUCUUGACGAAUAAUACCUGAUUUACCUGCACUGCUCCCCUGUGUGCCGAGCACAGAGCAUACGAUAGCGCCUACUUCACGCAAACUUGUGCCUUUAAACUUUGUAAAUUUAAAUACACCCGAGAAGUUGCUUCUUUUUACUUUUUCUACUUUUCCUACCUUUUUGUAGAAAAAAAAAAUAAUGUCUCUGCUUCUCUUUCUCUGGGAGUGGGGGCAGGGAGCCGCCGCAGACCUGUUUUAUGCAGCGUCUCCCUCGGCACCGCGUUCGGAGGACGCACCCUCACUCGCCUGCUGCCUUCGCUUCUUUCUGACCAACGCUAACUUUUGUACAGAUCGAUCUGAUAAAAUUAAACAAAGUGCUUUUUAUG
Rhinopithecus roxellana (golden snub-nosed monkey) is the source of this 3697-nucleotide messenger RNA. RefSeq names its product SRY-box transcription factor 8 (gene SOX8). Gene Ontology annotation, molecular function: DNA-binding transcription factor activity, RNA polymerase II-specific; RNA polymerase II cis-regulatory region sequence-specific DNA binding. Gene Ontology annotation, biological process: peripheral nervous system development; neural crest cell development; enteric nervous system development. NCBI's taxonomy places the organism in Eukaryota, Metazoa, Chordata, Mammalia, Primates, Cercopithecidae. The record is from RefSeq and is a predicted model, not a curated record. Gene Ontology annotation, cellular component: nucleus. Bases 251 to 2092 code for a protein of 613 amino acids. The transcript has 3 exons.